CGCCUACGCUCUCGUCGGUGCCGGCUGGCCGGGUGUCACGUUCGCUCGCCGUGUGCUCUUGCCAUAUUUCGAAUCCGUGUCAGUUUCGCGCCGGACGUUUCGAGCGGUGUUUCGACGCGCGCGUUCAACGAUUAAGUUGCGGCUCGCGCGCAAAAUCCGCGAACGACGAUGCGCCUGCGAUAAUUCCUGGAAAAUCGAUUCCCGCCCCGUUCCGGAGAUCUCAUCACCCGUUAUUGUUCUAUCCUGAUAUUGCUCCUCUCGUGUCUCCAAAAGGAGAGCAGCUGAGCACGAGACCAUUGACGUGUGUGCAAAAAAAAUAUCAAAAUGUCCGAGUACUGCGAAUAUAUGUGGUGUGAUCCCGCACGUGGUCACAAUAGCGUCGCCUUGGCACGUAGCAUUUACGAGGAGGGGGGCAGGUUCGAUAAGCGUGACAAGAAGCUAGCCAUUAAGACUGUCAGAGCUAUACUUCGGCAGAUGCCGGAUGUAGACAUGGAGUGUUGUACGGACGAAUAUAUUACGCGCUUCCUGCUGGCCCGGAAGUAUCGUACCGAGCAGGCGGCGGCGCUGAUAGCCGCUUAUCAAGCGCAAGUAACGCAUCGCCAGGAUAUCUUCGGCAACCUCACCGCUCGGGAUCCCGCCUUGCAACGCGCGCUUCGCGCGGCUAUACCAGGUGUUCUGCCCGCACGAGAUAGGAAAGGCAGAUGCGUGCUGGUUAUUUUAGCAUCGCAAUGGGAUCCUAUAGCUGUGCCCGCAUUAUCUGUUCAACGAGCUAUCUUCUUAGUUCUGGAAAUACUUAUUCAGGAUCCUCGAAAUCAGCAAUCUGGUUUCGUUAUUGUGGUGGACUGGAGCGGAUUCUCGUUACGGCAGGGUAGCGCGCUGGGCGCAGCGGCUUUGCGAAACCUAAUAGCUGCUCUACGUGGGCGAUUUCCUGCCCGAUUCAAAGCGAUACACUUCCUUUCGGCGCCCCUGUACGUCCAGGCGACUCUGGCUCUGGUGAAGCCAUUUCUGGAUGAGAAGACGCGAAAUAAGAUCUAUCUGCACGGCAACAAUCUCAGCACGCUCCAUGAGCAUCUGCCAACGGACAUCUUGCCGGCGGAGCUCGGUGGAACGGGACCAGCUUUCAGCCCGGGAUUAUGGGCCGAGCCGGUCAUCCACUUGGCGAUGAAAGAAGCCGAGGUCGCCGCCGCCGCUAAAAAUAAAAAAGAGCAACUCGCCGACCAGAGUACGCGCCUACAAAAACCGAUCAAUGAAUCGAAAACCACAAACGGAAACCAUUUGAGGAGCGACGGCUCGACCGUCUUGACAAGUACGGAUAAAACGUUCUUGAACAAUCUCAGGAAGCUUUCUCUCGAAAAGGCGCAAAUAGAUGUAGAACUAAACGUGAUAAAUAAGCGAUCGGACGAACAAAGAAAAACGACGGAGCUUGCAAUGAAAAACUACGCGAAUAGUGCUGAAGAACGAUCGGAACUCAAACGAGACUGUAACGGAGACGAGAGACAUGAUUUCGAUGAGAGAACGGAUCAGUUCAGGAAUGACCUGGUGUUUCUUGACGCGGAAAUCAACUCGAACGAGUUUGAAAUGAUUCCCGACAGAUCGGGCAGCGAAAGCAGCAAGGAUAAUUUAUUGGAUAAUAGAUUAGAAGGGAAAGCCCUCAUCAUCACUGGAAACAGCGAGACAGCGUCGGAAAAAACAAAUCUCAUAACAUAAUGUUGAUCUCUUGUAUAUCCAGGUAUUGCUUAAUGAUAAGAUCGUUUCCUUUUUUUUAUAAAUAAUACGAAUCUGUAGAUAACGGUCUCGAAUAAUCUCGGGGUAGCGUAAUUUUAGCGGUAAUAACAUCGGAUUUCCUUAUCUACUAUUUCCUAGCAUGUAAUUUGGUGCGAUGCUUUUCUUGUUUUGCUGGAACAUCGAUAAAAUCUAUAAAAUUUUUAUACUGAUUUUGACACAUUAUUCAAAAUGAGUAUUAAUUAAGCGCUGUGAAAAAUCCUCUAGUAUUUUCUUGCAUUUUGAGAUCUUUUUUUUAUUUAAUAUUUAAAAAUAUUAAAUACAUUUUUUUUUAAAGUUAGACUGGAGAGUAAAAUAAGAAAAAGAAUGUUGUGAAAAAGAAGCUUGUUCAGCUUCCAAUUUACUAUGAUUCUUUCGUUAAACAUGUUUAAUUAUGGCAAUUGCUGAAACUGUGGAAUCUGUUUUACAAAUUAUAUAAAAAUAGACUUUAACAAUUUAAUUUGUAUCAGAGGGGCUACAACAUAAAAACAAUAGCUAUAUUUAUUCUCAACUAUUUCUACGUAUUUUGAGAUAUAAAAAUAAGGUGUGUUUCGAAAAUUAAUUAUUUUUUUAACUUGAUUGAAAAAUAGAUGAGAAUUUAAUAUAAUUUUAUGAUUUACAUGCAUGUCAUACAUAUUAACAUAUGUAAUUUCACAAUCUCAUUGAAAUCAUGCUUGAAAUUUAUCAGCAAAAUAAAUAUCUUUGAUACAA
Messenger RNA from Cataglyphis hispanica, 2472 nucleotides. RefSeq names its product clavesin-2-like. NCBI's taxonomy places the organism in Eukaryota, Metazoa, Arthropoda, Insecta, Hymenoptera, Formicidae. Gene Ontology annotation, cellular component: membrane. The transcript is spliced from 6 exons. The record is from RefSeq and is a predicted model, not a curated record. Gene Ontology annotation, molecular function: phosphatidylinositol bisphosphate binding. The coding region runs from base 325 to 1707 and encodes 460 amino acids.